AUGGCCUGCAGGCUGCUCCUUCCCCGCAGCCCCCGCGCGGGCGGGAGGUACCGAGGGCAGGACUACAGCUCCCAGCCUGCCCCGCACCGGCAGCCGCUGCGCUCCGGCCCCGCCAUGGCCUGGCCGGGACACCCCCGCCUGGCGGCCCGGCUGCUGCUGCCGCUGCUGCGCUGCCCGGCGGCGGGGCGCCGGGGGAUCGCCACCUGCAUCGACCCAUCUGCCGGCCUGACUGAGGAGCAGAAAGAAUUCCAAAAAGUUGCCUUUGAUUUUGCUGCCAAGGAGAUGGCUCCUCACAUGGCUGAGUGGGAUGAAAAGGAAAUAUUCCCUGUGGAAACAAUGCGGAAGGCAGCCCAGCUAGGAUUUGGUGGGAUCUAUGUGAAACCAGAUGUUGGUGGCUCUGGAUUGUCACGCCUUGAUACCUCCAUAAUCUUUGAAGCUUUAUCCACAGGAUGUACCAGCACCACUGCUUAUAUAAGCAUCCACAACAUGUGUGUUUGGAUGAUUGACACCUUUGGCAAUGAGGAGCAGAGGCGCAGGUUCUGCCCAUCGCUCUGUAGCAUGGAAAAAUUUGCUUCUUACUGCCUGACUGAGCCAGGAAGUGGGAGUGAUGCAGCUUCCCUGCUGACCUCAGCUCAGAGGAAAGGGGACAGCUACAUCCUGAAUGGCUCCAAGGCCUUCAUCAGUGGCGGAGGUGACACCGAUGUAUACGUGGUCAUGUGUCGCACAGGAGGCCCAGGCCCCAAGGGCAUCUCCUGCCUGGUGCUGGAGAAGGGGACACCAGGGCUCAGCUUUGGCAAGAAGGAGAAGAAGGUAGGCUGGAAUUCCCAGCCAACUCGGGCUGUGAUCUUUGAGGACUGUGUUGUUCCUGUCAGCAACCGGCUGGGAGCUGAAGGGCAGGGCUUCAGCAUUGCCAUGAAGGGACUGAAUGGAGGCAGGAUAAACAUUGCAUCUUGUUCCUUAGGAGCUGCUCAUGCCUCUGUUCUUCUGGCUCAGGAACAUCUCACUGUCCGCAAACAGUUUGGGGAACCCCUAGCAAACAAUCAGUACCUGCAGUUCAGGCUGGCGGAGAUGGCGACGCACCUGGUGGCAGCACGGCUCAUGGUUCGCAAUGCAGCGCGAGCACUGCAGGAGGGACGGGAGGACGCGGCUGUGCUGUGCUCCAUGGCCAAGCUCUUUGCUACUGAUGAAUGCUUUGCGAUCUGUAACCAGGCUCUACAGAUGCAUGGGGGCUACGGCUACCUGAAGGAUUAUGCUGUGCAACAGUUUGUGCGAGACAUCAGAGUCCACCAGAUCCUGGAAGGUACCAACGAGGUUAUGCGGAUGAUUGUGGCCAGGAGCCUGCUACAGGGCUGAAGCCAGAAGCCAAUCCUCAGCCUUAAAAUUCCUCCAUCUGUUACAGUUUGGGCUGUUUCCCUCCCCUGUUCACCAGCUCUCUCCUGGGGAGCGGAGAGGGGGAUACCCCAGUGGAAACAGCCUUUCUGCCUUAUAUUGACCAGGAGCACAGCUGGACGCCAGCCACACGCUGCCACAGCUGCACUCUGUGCCUGGCAGAGCAGCCCUUACUAGGCUGGUAUUGUGCAGAUAUGUGAAGAUAUUGUGAAGAUAGAAAUGGCAGUUGUGAAUGUGAGCCUCUGUCUCCAAAUCUUGAUCACGGGCUGCUUGCCACCCAUCCUUCUCGGAAACACUAGACCUGUUGGUCAUCUCUGCUAAAUCAGGACUGAAAGGGGAACUUCAGGCAGAGGUACAGCCUAAUCCCAUGGGAUCCCUCCUCUAUCGGUGAAAUCUUUAGUUCGAGGGAACUAGUUGAUCUGCUUAAAAACCUCUGCUAGGUGCUGACUGCACCCCUGGGAACAGAAGCCCAAAGUACUGCAGGUCUAACUGCCUGCGGGGUGCAGGGGCUUUUUAACUGGGGAGCGGGAUGCCUCUCUGUUAUCCAGAGGCACUCGCUCCUUUCUCUUUCCCCAGCACCUUUCCUAAUGUACCAACUGCUUGUUCUCGUCACACUCCCUCCCCCAUACUGGUGGUUAAUCUCCAGAAAGCCUCUGCAGUACCAGAGGCACAGAUCUCAGAAGCUAAGGGCCUGCACAGACACACUGAACUGCUGCCUCAGAUCAGGACUCCCUGCUGCAUACAACAUAGGGGGAGUAAAAAUACCGGUAAAUUAUUCUUUCCCCUCAGAUUUGAAAUCAAUAAAGCAAUGACGGCAA
This is a messenger RNA of Falco peregrinus (peregrine falcon), 2207 nucleotides long. It is a transcript of the gene ACAD8, whose product is annotated as acyl-CoA dehydrogenase family member 8. Gene Ontology annotation, biological process: lipid metabolic process. The transcript has 11 exons. Bases 1 to 1353 code for a protein of 450 amino acids. NCBI's taxonomy places the organism in Eukaryota, Metazoa, Chordata, Aves, Falconiformes, Falconidae. The record is from RefSeq and is a predicted model, not a curated record. Gene Ontology annotation, molecular function: acyl-CoA dehydrogenase activity; flavin adenine dinucleotide binding.